Messenger RNA from Haliotis rubra (blacklip abalone), 763 nucleotides. RefSeq lists its product as uncharacterized. Gene Ontology annotation, molecular function: zinc ion binding. The record is from RefSeq and is a predicted model, not a curated record. NCBI's taxonomy places the organism in Eukaryota, Metazoa, Mollusca, Gastropoda, Lepetellida, Haliotidae. The coding region runs from base 5 to 763 and encodes 252 amino acids. The transcript has 2 exons.
GUACAUGUACUAUGAAAUGCAGGUCACCUUAGAGAGCAGUCCAGUGGUUAAAGUGGUCAGCGCCAGCUGCAGCUGUGCCAUAGGUCAGAGCCAGUGUUGUGGUCAUGUGACAGGUGUUUUAUAUCUGGUGGCCCACUAUAAGCAGAGAGGAAUGAAGUCCAUCCCACAGGAUAUUGCCAAGACCUCCAUGCCACAGACAUGGCACAUCCCUCGCCAGGACAAAAUAUCCGGUAUGUCAGUACCAGAGAUAAAGGUUUCUGGAUACAAGAGUGAUGGAGAGGACAGGCCAGUGAAAUCAACCCUUUACAACCCCAUUAGGUCUACCCUUCCACCAUUGGAACCAUUUUUUUCAUCCCUGAAGUUAAAUCAUCCUGAUCUAUCACUAUUAACAACAGUUCCACAGACUGAUGAGCCAGCACCACCUUUUGUAAGAACUAAUUUUGGAUUGUUUCCUAAGGGUAGCACCAUCAGCCAUCAACAGAAAUUAUCUGGAAAUUAUCUGAUAAACAUUGUGGAUGGAUUUUUUCCUGAUUUGCCCAUUAGUGCUGAGCAGACAGGAGAGAACAACUACAGCAGUGUGCUGACAGAGAGUCAGACAACUCUGCUAGACUCACUCAGUGUCAGUCAGGAUGAGGCUGUGGAGAUAGAGAAGGCUACCAGACUCCAGGCGCAGGACAAGAAGUGGGUUCGUCUGAGACGUCACAGGGUCACAGCUUCGAAAUUGGAGAAAUUUCAAAGCGUAAAAAAGGUAAACAGAAAAUAA